This is a messenger RNA of Panthera uncia (snow leopard), 6250 nucleotides long. RefSeq names its product cadherin related 23 (gene CDH23). Bases 931 to 5403 code for a protein of 1490 amino acids. Gene Ontology annotation, molecular function: calcium ion binding. Gene Ontology annotation, cellular component: plasma membrane; cell-cell junction. The transcript is spliced from 29 exons. Gene Ontology annotation, biological process: homophilic cell-cell adhesion. The record is from RefSeq and is a predicted model, not a curated record. Lineage: Eukaryota; Metazoa; Chordata; Mammalia; Carnivora; Felidae.
CUCAACUUGGGGAGGACAGGGCCCAGAAAGAUUGUCUGGGAGAAACACCUAAAUCCAAGAGCCCUAUUCUGGUCUUGGCAACCGAGCCAAACUUGAUGUGUGACUGAGGAUCUUACUGAACUUCUCUGUGUGGCCGCAUCUAUCAGACAGAUCGUGGCACCUGCCUUCCUCCCCUUCAUGGGAAGAGCGCAAACUCUGGCCAAACCAACAGAAGCUCCUACCCCUGCUCUCCACUUCCUAGCUGUGUGACGCUGGGCAAGUCAGUUAACCUCCCUGAGCUUCGCUUCACUCCUCCAUAAAAGGGAGAUAAUAAAAACUGUCAGGGUGUGGGAGGGACAGAUGAGACCAUGGGGAAUGACCACAGUGCAGCAAUAAAUAAAGGUUGGAGCGUAACUAUUAAUAAUGUGAUGAUGAAGCCCAUAUAAAGGCUUUAACAAUGAUAGUAACUCAUCCACAGACAUAGCUUAAAAGGCCUUCCCCCAUCCACGAUCCCUGAGGAUUUUGGCAUCAACCUGAUGAGACAGGGUUAUCAGACCCACUUCACAGAUGAGAGAACUGAGCUCAGCACAGGGCUGGCUGGGAUGCAGCCCCAGCUAAGUUUAUCCACCAUCUCAGGUGCUUGUGAACGUGAACGACAUCAAUGACAAUGUGCCCACCUUCCCCCGAGACUACGAGGGGCCAUUUGAUGUCACCGAGGGCCAGCCGGGACCCCGAGUGUGGACCUUCCUGGCCCAUGACCAGGACUCGGGCCCCAACGGGCAGGUGGAAUACAGCAUCGUGGACGGAGACCCUCUGGGCGAGUUUGUGAUCUCUCCUGUGGAGGGGGUGCUGCGUGUCCGGAAGGAUGUGGAGCUGGAUCGGGAGACCAUUGCCUUUUACAACCUGACCAUCUGUGCCCGCGACAGAGGGGUGCCUCCACUUAGCUCCACGAUGCUGGUGGGGAUUCGCGUGCUGGACAUCAAUGACAAUGACCCCGUGCUGCUGAAUCUGCCCAUGAACAUCACCAUCAGUGAGAAUAGCCCCGUCUCCAGCUUCGUCGCCCACAUCCUGGCCAGUGACGCUGACAGCGGGUGCAACGCCCUCCUCACCUUCAACAUCACUGCAGGCAACCGAGAGCGGGCCUUCUCCAUCAAUGCCACGACAGGGGUCAUCACCGUGAACCGGCCACUGGACCGUGAGCGGAUCCCCGAGUACAAGCUGACCGUUUCCGUGAAGGACAACCCGGAGAACCCACGCAUAGCCAGGAGGGAUUUUGACUUGCUGCUGGUCUUUCUGGCAGACGAGAAUGACAACCAUCCCCUCUUUACCCAGAGCACCUACCAGGCAGAGGUGAUGGAGAACUCUCCCGCUGGGACCCCCCUCACGGUGCUCAAUGGGCCCAUCCUGGCCCUGGACGCGGACCUGGACGUCUACGCCGUGGUGACCUACCAGCUGCUGGGCUCCCAGGGUGGCCUCUUCGACAUCGACAACAGCACGGGCGUGGUGACGGUGAGGUCAGGUGUUAUCAUUGACCGGGAAGCCUUCUCACCCCCGGUGCUGGAGCUGCUGCUGCUGGCUGAGGACAUUGGGCUGCUCAAUGGCACAGCCGACCUGCUGGUCACCAUACUGGAUGACAAUGACAACUGGCCCACCUUUAGCCAUCCCACCCUCACAGUCCACCUGCUGGAGAACUGUCCGCCAGGAUUCUCAGUCCUUCAGGCCACAGCCACGGACAGGGACAGUGGCCUCAAUGGGGAGCUGAUCUACCGAAUAGAAGCUGGGGCUCAGGACCGCUUCGUCAUCCACCCAGUCACUGGGGUCAUCCGUGUCGCCAAUGCCACCAUCGACAGGGAGGAGCAGGAAUCCUACCGGCUGACAGUGGUGGCCACCGACAGGGGCACCGUUCCUCUCUCAGGCACGGCCAUCAUCACCAUCCUGAUCGACGAUAUCAAUGACUCCCGUCCUGAGUUCCUCAACCCCAUCCAGACGGUGAGCGUGCUGGAGUCGGCUGAGCCAGGCACUGUCAUUGCCAACAUCACCGCUAUUGACCGCGACCUCAACCCAAAGCUGGAGUACCACAUCAUCAGCAUCAUGGCCAAGGAUGACACUGACCGCCUGGUGCCUGACCAGGAGGAUGCCUUUGCUGUGAAUAUCAACACAGGGUCUGUAAUGGUGAAGUCCCCACUGAACCGGGAGCUGGUUGCCACCUAUGAAGUCACUCUCUCAGUGAUCGACAAUGCCAGUGACCUACCAGAGCACUCUGUCAGCGUGCCAAAUGCCAAGCUGACAGUCAACAUCCUGGACGUCAAUGACAAUACGCCCCAGUUCAAGCCCUUCGGGAUCACCUAUUACACGGAGCGGAUUCUGGAGGGGGCCACCCCAGGCACCACACUCAUUGCCGUGGCAGCUGUGGACCCCGACAAGGGCCUCAAUGGGCUGAUCACCUACACUCUGCUGGACCUGAUGCCCCCAGGCUAUGUCCAGCUGGAAGACUCCUCAGCAGGGAAAGUCAUUGCCAACCGGACAGUGGACUACGAAGAAGUACACUGGCUCAACUUUACCGUGAGGGCCUCAGACAACGGGUCUCCGCCCCGGGCAGCUGAGAUCCCUGUCUACCUGGAGAUCGUGGACAUCAAUGACAACAACCCCAUCUUUGACCAGCCUUCCUACCAGGAGGCCAUCUUUGAGGAUGUGCCUGUGGGCACGGUCAUCCUGACAGUCGCUGCGACUGAUGCCGACUCAGGCAACUUUGCCCUCCUUGAGUACAGCCUCGGGGAUGGAGAGGGCAAGUUUGCCAUCAACCCCGCUACGGGUGACAUCUAUGUGCUGUCCUCUCUGGACCGGGAGAAGAAGGACCACUAUAUUCUGACUGCCUUGGCCAAAGACAACCCUGGAGAUAUAGCCAGCAACCGCCGAGAAAAUUCGGUGCAGGUGGUGAUCCAGGUGCUAGACGUCAAUGACUGCCGGCCACAGUUCUCCAAGCCCCAGUUCAGCACAAGCGUGUAUGAGAAUGAGCCGGCAGGCACCUCAGUCAUCACCAUGAUGGCCACCGACCAGGAUGAGGGUUCCAAUGGGGAGCUGGCCUACACACUUGAGGGCCCUGGCGUGGAGGCCUUCCACGUGGACAUAGACUCAGGCCUGGUGACCACAAAGCGGCCACUGCAGUCCUACGAGAGGUUCAACCUGACCGUGGUGGCCACGGAUGGCGGACAGCCUCCACUCUGGGGCACCACCAUGCUCCUGGUGGAGGUCAUCGACGUCAAUGAUAACCGCCCCGUCUUCGUGCGCCCGCCCAACGGCACCGUCCUCCACAUCAGAGAGGAGAUCCCGCUGCGCUCCAAUGUAUAUGAGGUCUAUGCCACAGACAAGGACGAGGGCCUCAACGGGGCCGUGCGCUACAGCUUUCUGAAGACGGCUGGCAACCGGGACUGGGAGUACUUCACCAUCGACCCCAUAAGCGGCCUCAUCCAGACCGCUCAGCGCCUGGACCGCGAGAAACAGGCUGUGUACAGCCUCAUCCUGGUGGCCAGCGACUUGGGCCAGCCAGUGCCAUACGAGACCAUGCAGCCGCUGCAAGUGGCCCUGGAGGACAUCGACGACAACGAACCUCUCUUUGUGAGGCCCCCGAAAGGCAGCCCCCAGUACCAGUUGCUGACAGUGCCUGAGCACUCGCCACGUGGCACCCUCGUGGGCAACGUGACAGGCGCCGUGGAUGCAGACGAGGGCCCCAACGCCAUCGUGUACUACUUCAUUGCAGCCGGCAACGAAGAGAAGAACUUCCAUCUGCAGCCUGACGGGCGUCUGCUGGUGCUGCGGGACCUGGACCGGGAGCGUGAAGCCGUCUUCUCCUUCAUCGUCAAGGCCUCAAGCAAUCGCAGCUGGACACCUCCCCGUGGGCCCUCCCCAGCCCUCGACCUGGUCACUGACCUCACCCUGCAGGAGGUGCGCGUCGUGCUAGAAGACAUCAACGACCAGCCCCCGCGCUUCACCAAGGCUGAGUACACUGCAGGAGUGGCCACCGAUGCCAAGGUGGGCUCAGAGUUGAUCCAGGUGCUGGCCCUGGACGCAGACGUUGGCAACAACAGCCUGGUCUUCUACAGCAUCCUGGCCAUCCACUACUUCCGGGCCCUUGCCAAUGACUCUGAGGACGUGGGCCAGGUCUUCACCAUGGGGAGUGUGGAUGGCAUCCUGCGUACCUUUGACCUCUUCAUGGCCUACAGCCCUGGCUACUUUGUGGUGGACAUUGUGGCCCGGGACCUCGCAGGCCACAAUGACACGGCCAUCAUCGGCAUCUAUAUCCUGAGGGAUGACCAGCGUGUUAAGAUCGUCAUUAACGAGAUCCCCGACCGCGUGCGUGGCUUUGAGGAGGAGUUCAUCCGCCUGCUCUCCAAUAUCACCGGUGCCAUUGUCAACACUGAUGACGUGCAGUUCCAUGUGGACAAGAAGGGUCGGGUGAACUUCGCACAGACAGAGCUGCUCAUCCACGUGGUGAAUCGUGACACCAACCGCAUCCUGGACGUGGACCGGGUGAUCCAGAUGAUUGAUGAGAACAAGGAGCAGCUGCGGAACCUCUUCCGCAACUACAAUGUCCUGGACGUGCAGCCUGCCAUCUCUGCCCGCUUGCCCGACGACAUGUCCGCCCUGCAGAUGGCGAUCAUUGUCUUGGCCAUCCUCCUCUUCCUGGCUGCCAUGCUGUUCAUCCUCAUGAACUGGUACUACAGGACCGUACACAAGAGGAAGCUCAAAGCCAUUGUAGCUGGCUCGGCAGAACUUCUCCCUACAGGAAAUCGUGGUUUCAUUGACAUCAUGGACAUGCCCAACACCAACAAGUAUUCCUUCGACGGGGCCAACCCCGUGUGGCUGGAUCCUUUCUGCCGGAACCUGGAGCUGGCCGCCCAGGCUGAGCAUGAGGACGACCUGCCGGAGAACCUGAGUGAGAUCGCAGACCUAUGGAAUAGCCCCACCCGCACCCAUGGAACUUUUGGGCGUGAACCAGCAGCAGUCAAGCCUGAUGAUGACCGGUACCUGCGGGCAGCCAUCCAAGAGUACGACAACAUUGCCAAGCUGGGCCAGAUCAUUCGGGAGGGACCCAUCAAGCUGAUCCAGACUGAGCUGGAGGAGGAGCCAGGGGAGCACAGCCCCGGUCAGGGCAGCCUGCGCUUCCGCCAUAAGCCGCCGACAGAGCUCAAGGGGCCUGACGGGAUCCACGCGGUGCACGGCAGCACGGGCACUCUGCUGGCCACUGACCUUAACAGCCUGCCCGAGGACGACCAGAAGGGCCUGGGUCGCUCACUGGAGACGCUGACCACAGCUGAAGCCAGUGCCUUUGAGCGCAACGCCCGCACAGAGUCAGCCAAAUCUACACCCCUGCACAAGCUUCGUGAUGUGAUCCUGGAGAGCCCCCUGGAGAUCACAGAGCUAUGACCAGACGGGAGCCUCGCCGGUGUGAGCAGCACCUGCCCCCAUCUCUCCCAGGGCAGGACAGAGCAGGACCACAGUGUGGGCCCCUCCCCAGGCUGGCUCUGGGCGCACGACCUCGGGCUGGCCUGGUGGCAGCCCGCACCAGCUGCUCAGAUUCCACUUCUGCCAGAUGCCCAUUCAGCACCUGACCUCUAUCUUCAUAAAAUUUGUUAUUUUUUUAAGAAAACCAAACAAAAAUGUUAAGCAUCUAAGGACACAGGUAAGGAGGGUCACCGGGGGCUCAGGAGCGUGAGGACCAACUCAGCCCAGGCUGAGCUCUUAAGAGGCCAAGCGGGCCCUCUUCCCCUCCCCUCCCCCCGACUUUCAGACCAGAAGAGGGAGGCCCAGAGCUGGCGUACCCUGCCUGGCCUUGGCUCCCUGACUUCAGUUCAAGUCCCAAUGCAUUUCUAGCACAUUCCCAGCUGGACAUCCAGCUAGGGGCUGACAGUGAUCCCUGCCUCCCCACGUGGACAUGGUCAACGUCGGUGAACGGCGUUCUCUACAUUUCACUGGCUUCCCAAACGUGCCCGGCUCCUAAAGAGAAAUGACUGGUGUUCUCUUGGGUUCUGAAUGUGUUUGUGUGUAUUCCUUUUUUAAAUUAAGUUAUUCCCUCAACAUUUUCCCCUUGAUUUUGUUUAACUGGUACUCACCGAACGUUUCUGGAAUGGUCUGAAUUUUAAAUAAGAAAAGCAACUCACAAGGAAUCAGUAGUUCAUUCAAUUAGCUCUGGCUCUGGUAAACUACCCUCCCUUCGGUUGGCCCAGGGAAGGGGGGAGGGUGAAGGGCAGGGCAGAUCCGGGCCUGACUUUCA